Molecule: messenger RNA, 3000 nt
Organism: Rotaria sordida
Lineage: Eukaryota; Metazoa; Rotifera; Eurotatoria; Philodinida; Philodinidae
Source: the annotation of a GenBank genome assembly
AUGUCAACAAUUACAUAUACAACAAAUAAUAAUGAAAUUGCUCAACAACAACUAAAUGCACCACCUCAACAACAACAACAACAAAGAUAUGGACGAGGUGGUGUUUUAGUGGGCAAUCAAUUAAAUUAUCGAAGCAAUCAAUUUAAUUAUCGUUCCAAUUAUAGAGGGAACCAGUAUACAAAUCGAAGAAGAAGAAAUACUAAUUAUUAUGAAAAUAGAAAUUAUGCAUAUGUUCCAAAUUAUAAUCGUCGAAGAAAUAAUAAUAAUAAUAAUAAUAUAUUUUAUAAUCAAAAUAGAUAUAUGAAUAAUAAUGGGGGUGUUUUUGUACAACGUCAAAGACGAUUCAAUCGAAGUUGGUCAAGAAAUCGAUUAUAUCAACAAAGAUCGAGAAGUCGAUCAAUAAGACAAGUACGACGUGGUCCACGGCAAAUAAGAUUAAAUGAUUUUAUGCCAAAAAAUCUACAAGGUGAUUGUUCGCAAGAUUCAAGAAAUCUUCUAGAUGAUUUUAAUUUAAAUAAUGCAAUUACAACAGCACCACCUGAUGCAUUACCACAACGUACAAUAUUUACAAAUAAUACUAAUAAUACAACACAACCAUUUAUAGUUAAUCAACCAAAUAAUAAUCUAAUUCAACAACGUACAAACACUUCAUCAUAUCGUCGUCGACAACGUCGAUAUCGUCAACAACAAUAUCAACAUCAAAAUAAUAUUGAUUAUAAUAAUAGAUUUGAAAUAUUAAAUGACAUAAAUGAUAUUGAUAAUGAAAAUGAAUUUGAUAAUAAUAAUGAUUUAGUUGAAAUUGAAAUAAAUAAUAAUAAAAAUAAAAUUAAAAAUAAAAAUAGAAAUAAAACUAAGAAAAAGAUUCGAAUAUAUCUUCAACCAAAUAGAAUAUUGAAAUGGUUUGAAGAAAGUUCAAAACAAAGUAAAAAUGCUAUAAGUGGUCGUGGUAAUCAAGCAUAUACAUUAGCGACUACUUCUAUCUAUGAUGAAUGGAUAAGAAAUAAUUAUGAACUACAAGUCUGGCAAGAAUAUUUUAAAUUAGGUACUGAAAAAAAGUUUUGGGCAAAAGAAGUUAUACAACGUACUAAAAAACGUGAUAAUUUAAUAAAUACAAGAUUUUUUCAAAAGAAAAUUAAAAGAUUAACAGAUGAAAUAGCUGCAUUAAGUGCCAAUAUUUCAUAUUUACAAAUACAAUUGUCAACAUAUUGGAUGCAUACGACAUCCGAAGCAACAACACAAAAAAUUGUUCAUACAACAGCUGAAUUAACAGCUAAUCUAGUAACAACAACAAAUGCUAAUAUCCCAUCACUAGCUACAACAAUGUCAACAAUUAAAAAUCAAACACGUGAACCAGUUGACCGUCUUGAAAAAUAUAUAUUAGAAUAUUUACAUAAAUGUACACAACAUGUGAAAAAACUAGCUGAAAAUCGUAUACAAUUAGCUAAAGCACAAAUGGCUGAAUAUAAAGCUUUUGAAGAUUUUCAACAAAUAGCAACUCCAAUUCAUUGGAAUUACAAUUCAACUUUAAAAUCUAAAAUAAAAUUAUGGUCAACUAAAUAUAAAAAUUAUCGAACAAUUACAGAACGUAUUAAAUUAGAUUUACCACCAAAAUUUAUUUCAAAAGUUGAUUUUAAUUUUAAAAUAGAUGAAUCAAUAAUUAGUCAAGAAGAAGCACAAGUUUUAUAUAAUCGUAUGCGAGAAAUUACAAAAAAUUAUCGAAUAGAAGCAAUGACUUUAUAUGAACAAACAACUGCUCGAGAAUAUGAAUUAUUAACAAAUGAAAUGAAACAAAUAAUUGAAAAUUUUCCAAAAAUAACUAACGAAGAUGAAGUUAGUUUUGCUUCUUUUAAACAAUAUCAUGAAUUACCAGAAAAACAAUUAAAUAUUGAAAUUAAAAAAUCAAUUUAUUUUUUAUUCGAACAGCGAGUCGAGGGCGAAAUCGACAAUUUAUUAUUACAAGAGGAAGAAUUAAUAAUUGCCCCGACUCCAAUACAAGAACAUGAUUUAUUGACAUUGGGUCCAAGAUUUAUAUUUAAUGAUCCAAAAACAGCAUCUCGAAGACGUACAACUGAAUUGGCAACUCUAAAACGAAAAAUUGCAGAUCGAUUUUUAGAAAAAGGCAUUAUACCUGGUCGUCCAAUUGAACAAUUUAUUGAUGAAGUAGAUGUUCUUCUUCAAAAUUUGCAUGAUACAUUAGUUUCUAAACAAAAUAAAAAUAAAGAUAUUAGUUUAAGAAAUAAAGAUAUUACCUUAAUAAGAGAAAAUCAAUCAAUUCAAUCUGAAAACUACAAUAUUUCAAUACUUCGAAAAAAGAAAAAUUAUGGUCGAUUAAUAAAAAGAUUGAAACAUAAAUUUAGAUUGACUAAUAUUGUACUGAGAAAAUCAGAUAAAUCAAAAGUUUUUCAUUUAGGUAAAUUAGAACACUAUCAUAAAAAAUCAGAAGAAUAUAUGGAUAAGACUCAAGCAUACAAAUGUCUUGAAAAAGAAAAUCCAUUACCUGAUUUAAUUCAAAGAACCAAUAAAUAUUUAUUAGAUUUAAGAUUAGCCAAAUGGAUAACACAGAAACAAUAUGAAUUAUUAAGUGUUAAACCAAAUGAAGUAGAAUUAGCACAUUUAUAUUAUUUACCAAAAGCUCAUAAACCUGGUACUCCUUUACAACCAAUAAUCAGUGGUCUUAAACAUCCUACAAUUAAAAUAUCAAAAUUUCUCGAUGAUUUAUUAAGACCUUUAUUCGAUAAAAUGGCUAUUCAAUCAACAGUCACUUCUGGUUUUGAAUUAUUGAAAAAAUUAAAAGAAUGGUCAGAAUUAAAUAUAAAUCAGGAAACAUUAUUUUGUACAAUCGAUGUAGUUGAUUUAUAUACAAUGAUUCCACAAGUAGAAGGAGUAUUAUCAUUGAAAAAGAUGUUAGAUUAUUUAAAUUUGAAACAAAUUGGUGGUUUAAAAAUUGAAACAAUUAUUAAGCGCUUGAAAGGUGGACUUUGCAUUGUUUGCCCAACAUAA